AUGCAGGCACGGUCCCUGACCGAAGGGUCGCACAGGUUCUUGCACAAGUGUGCGACUUCUGGCAACACAGACGCCUGCUACAUUCUCGGCAUGUUCUUGCGCGUAACACUCACACCGGUCAUCCUCUCCCUUGCCUUGCCACAGAUCAAGUUCUACUGCCUCGGGGAUCACCAGCACGGAGCCACGCUAUUGGCCAAGGCGGCUCUCGCGGCGCACCCGCACGCGCUGCACUCGCUCGCCGUCAUCCACUUCAACGGCAGCGGCGGCACGCGCCACGACCGCGACCUCGUGGCGGGGGUUCUGCUCUGCGCGCGCGCCGCGGCCGCGGGACACGUGGAGGCGCUUCGGGAACUGGGGCACUGCCUACAGGACGGGUACGGCGUGCAGCGGGACGUUCCCGAGGGCCGCCGGAUGCUGCAGGAGGCGAACGUUCGCGAGGCGGCGCGCGCGCUUGCCUGCUCCGUGGCGGUGCCUCGGUGUGUUGCUCCGCUAGUAUUAGCCCCGCGGGGCGCUGCGUCGCAAUGCGGGACGAGCGGGACGUCUAAUUGCAGUGACGUGCAAGCUUCUCCCGCCGCUCUUCCAGUGGCUUCAGCUGGCACUGGCUCUUUCGGUUCAAAUGAAAACUGUGCACUGGGUGCGCAAGAGGGUAGCACGAAGGGCGAGGUGCACGCGUCAAGACCUCGUGUGCUGAUGCGUGCUGCUGCGAUUCCAAGCACGUUUGCACGCGAGCACGCGUGUAGCACGGGUUCCUGGAGCCAAGGUUGGACCAAUGACGCACCUGGCGUGUCUGGCGCAUCGCUCCAAGGGGAGGUUGUACCCCACCGUGCCUCCUCGGGUUCGAGAGUCGACUUGAGCGUGCUGCAGAACCUUCAAAGCGGCGAGAACGUGGCGAGAGGAAGCGAAACGCACGCAGAACCACCAGUUAGAUCCGAGGGUGAUGGGCAGUUUCCUCUGCAGCAGUCUGGGUUGCAGCAGCCGCAGAACCACCAGUUAGAUCGCCAGUCCCAGCACGCGCAUCAUUCUAGAAUCCAGCACUCAGAAGCACAAGUACUUGGACGCGGUACCCAAGCCCCUGUUGGUGCAGAUGCAAGUGAAACUUUGCCCCACGCAGAGAGGCCUCCCGUGGCCAUGUGCACGGGGUCUAGCGGUCCCCACCGCUGCUGCUGCCUGCCACAUGUCACCCUGCCGCCCUCCUGGUGGCAUGUUGCUGUGCAUAAGUUCCUGGUGGACUGGCAUGCGCUCGUGCCGCUCCCUGAGGGAUUCAGAGUGUGCUGCAAUGAGCUGUGCGGGCGAUCGGAGACAAGGAAGCAGGAGUUCCGGUGCUGCUCUGCGUGCGGGGAGGCUAAGUAUUGCAGCCGCGUGUGCCAGGCGGUUGACUGGAAGGCCCGGCAUAAGGUGGUGUGCCCGCUUAUUGCUGCUAGGGUGCAGCAGGAGCAGGAAGUAGCGGCACGUGUGGAUUUGCUGAGACAGCAGGCACAGGGCCAGCAGGAAGAGGAUCGGCAUCGGUCUCUGCAGCAUCUUUACCAGGUGCAAUCGGAUCAGCAGCAGCGACAGGAUUUCCAUCAGCAGCAGCAGCAGCAGCAGCAGCACCAGGUGUUGCAGCAAGUGGAUAAUGGUCAGGGUGACCAGCAGGGAGUACAUUAG
This is a messenger RNA of Closterium sp. Naga37s-1, 1644 nucleotides long. The record is from the annotation of a GenBank genome assembly. NCBI's taxonomy places the organism in Eukaryota, Viridiplantae, Streptophyta, Zygnematophyceae, Desmidiales, Closteriaceae.